AUGCGAGAAGAUGAAGUGUCUGAAGAAGAAGAACAGCUACCAUCAGAUGAUGCAUCUGAAAAUGAAGGUUCUGGAUCAGAAGAUGAACAGGAGCAGGCGACUAGUCGACCUUACUUUGCCUUAAUGCAGAGUUUAUCUAAAGAACCAUCAGCUCCAAGCGCUAAAAGAAGAAAGCUUGACACUCAGUCUGAAGAAGUCAAGUCCAGUAAACUUAAUCAAAAAGAGGCCACUACAACCGAAGAAGAUGAAGAACGAGAUGUCGAUCAUGUAGAGGAAGCGGAAGAGGGGCCAGAUAAUGAGAUCGAAAUGGAUGAUGACGACGAUGAAGAUGUUCCAGAUUCAUCCGACCCAUUCGAAACUCACUUCGUCAACCCAGAUCAAAACGAAGUUCAAAAGCGUAUAAAGGCUAUUCAAAAUAACGAGUAUUCCCAGUCUCAUUCUGAGAAGAAUAAUUGGCGAUUAAUACGGAACUUUCCUGGAAAGGAUAUAGCUCAACCUGCAGCUCUCCCGCCCCCUAUACCCGGACCAUCCAGCUUAAACCUCAAACAUCGACUUGCUGAAACGGCCAACCGAAAACGGCCAACAUUUGACAAGCUGGAGCAAGUUCUAUAUCCAUUGACAUUCGCUUAUAAUGAUAUAUUAUUUUGUGGAAGAACCGCGAGAAACGCCGAAAGCUUACGCCGAAUGGCAUGUCUUCAUAGUGUCAAUCAUGUCUUCAAAACUCGAGAUCGAGUUAUUAAGAACAAUGCUAAACUAGCGAAGGAUGCCGAAAACAGCGACUUUGAGCCCAGAGAUCAGGGUUUCACGCGUCCCGAAAGUAUUGAUGCUACUUCCGACACGGAACUCGGCUGUCAAUAUGAGGACCGCCCAGAAGACUUCCGGGAGCUUUUCGAGGGCAACGACGAUGACAUGUUCCGCAUCGGCAUCAAGUUCACCCGGAAGACCAUUAAAUACUUUGCGCAGUUCUAUAACUCGGAUAUUCUAAUAGCGUCUCCGCUCGGCCUGCGCAUGGCCAUCGGAUCUGAGGAAGACAAGAAGGUUGACUUCGACUUUCUAAGUUCCAUCGAAGUUGUGGUCGUCGACCAGGCCGAUGCUCUACUUAUGCAGAACUGGGAGCACGUCGAGUACAUCUUUGAGCACCUCAACCUCCAGCCACGCGAGGCCCAUGACUGCGACUUCAGUCGCGUCCGCGAGUGGUACCUCGACAAGCAGGCCCAGAACUUCCGACAAACACUCGUCUUAUCAGCCUUCAACACGCCCGAGCUCGUCGAGCUGCAUCGCCGCUUCGGGACCAACUGGACCGGCCGCUUACGUGUGCAACCCGAAGCCUACCCUGGCGCUAUCGAGGAGCUCGGUGUCAAGGCCAAGCAGACGUUUUCGCGGUUCGAAGCCUCCUCCGUAGCCGCCGAGCCCGAUGCCAGGUUCGAGUACUUCACCAGCGCGGUCAUACCGGCGCUGACGAAGCGCGCCAAGAGUCAGGACCUCAGCGGCACUCUAAUUUUCGUCCCGUCUUACCUCGACUUCGUGCGCGUGCGCAAUUACUUCGCCACCUCCCCUGCCUGCGCGGGCCUCGCGUUCGCAGCUAUAUCCGAGUACGCCGAGGUGCCGGAGGCAUCGCGCGCGCGGUCCCAUUUCGCAAGCGGUCGACACCAAGUCCUACUAUACACGGAGCGCGCGCACCAUUUCCGACGGUACGCGUUACGGGGCGUCCGCCGGGUUAUUAUGUACGGAUUGCCUGAUAACCCGACUUUCUACAAGGAGAUUGUAGGCGGGUAUCUGGGGCGUAGCGAGAGGGAGUUGAAGCUCGAACCGGGGAGGGGGACGGCGAGGGUUAUGUUCUCGAGGUAUGAUCUUCUGAAACUGGAGAGGGUUGUUGGGUCUAAGAGGGUGGGUAGGAUGAUUAAGGAAAAGGGGGAUACGUUUGAUUUUGUAUGA
Daldinia childiae is the source of this 1935-nucleotide messenger RNA. RefSeq names its product U3 small nucleolar RNA-associated protein 25. Gene Ontology annotation, cellular component: nucleolus; small-subunit processome. Gene Ontology annotation, molecular function: rRNA binding; U3 snoRNA binding. The coding region runs from base 1 to 1935 and encodes 644 amino acids. Lineage: Eukaryota; Fungi; Ascomycota; Sordariomycetes; Xylariales; Hypoxylaceae. Gene Ontology annotation, biological process: maturation of SSU-rRNA from tricistronic rRNA transcript (SSU-rRNA, 5.8S rRNA, LSU-rRNA). The transcript has 4 exons. The record is from RefSeq and is a predicted model, not a curated record.